UCAGUCAGCCAACACACGGCAUAUCAGCAGCAUCCUCUCCACCUGCUUCUGUCUCUGUCUCCCUCUCUCUUUCUCACUCACACACACACACACACACACACACACACACACACACACACACACGUGUGUUGUCACCCCCGGGAGCAGACGACUAGCCUCCUCACGCAGCAUCGCAGAGUGAACCUGUGUAAACAGGUCAGAGAAGAAGAAGAAGAAGAAGAAGAAGAAGAAAGAGGAGGAGAAGAAGAAAGAGGAGGAGAAGAGGAAACUCUUUCACUGUGAAGAAAAGAAGAGACUGAAGACCGAGGCACGCAGGUCGGCAUGGUUACCCCAAAAGCCCUCCUCCCCCUCCUCCUGCUCACCUUCACCGCGGGGGGCGUGUUUCUCACGCCACUGAGCCCCGCCCCGACCGUUCCCGUGGCGAUGACCCCUCCUCCUGACCCCUGUGAGGGACGGCCGUGUCUGAAUGGGGGGGUGUGCGCCCCCCAACCUGAUGCUGAGGUGACCCCAGAGAACCUGCCGGACUCCUCGGCUUACUCCUGCGCCUGCACCCCCGGCUUCACUGGACACAACUGCGAGUUUUUCGCAGACCCAUGUGCCAGCAGCCCCUGUGUCCAUGGCAACUGUAGCCGCGGUGACGAACUGGAUGUGUUCGCGUGCGAGUGCAGCGAGGGCUUCGGCGGGCAGCGGUGCGAUCAGCCGACCUUUGACCCCAACGCGCCUAGCUGGGACGUUGCGGAGAGCUUCGCACCCGAGCACGCCACUCCAGCCACGCCGGUCACGCCCACCACCGCCACUCAAACCACCGAACCAACCACUGUCCCCAGCACCACGCAAGUCCCUCCCACCCUGCAGCCAUGGCUACCGAAGGCGGGACAGAGGUUUGUGGAGGUGCAGUGGGACGAUGAGCAGAUGAGGGAUGGUUCAGGUUGUGGGACAUCAGGUAUGCUGACCGUUUCCCUGGAGGUUGCUGAGGACACAGAUGUGAAGAUUAUAGUGAAUGUAAGCGGAGCUCCAGUUCUGUGGCGUGUCGGGGUGUCUGAGUUUGUCACAUGUUCCCUAUUGGGGGGGUCUGUUGUCCCCCCCCUGCAAGCUCCCGAUGGUUUGGUCCUCCCAGACGCCUCGCUCCACAUGGGCCAGGACUACUUCAUCGGUGUCCUGCGUCUGGGCAGUCCUGAGGGCCCAGAGGUGGCGUUGCGGCUGCACGUCACCCGUAAGGCCAGCAGCUGUGUGGAGCCCGGCAGCAGCUUCAGCGACCCGCAGUGCUCUGGGAAGGGCAAGUGCAUCACCCAGCCCUCCGUGGACACCUUCUAUUGUGAAUGUGAUGACGGCUUUACCGGAAUAUUCUGUGAAGAGUACGACGCGUGCCACCACAAGCCAUGCGAGAACAACGGCACCUGCACCGACCUGCGACAGGGGGGCCAGGGGCGGAACUUCACCUGCUCCUGCUCACCAGGCUUUGAGGGGGACCGUUGCCAGGGUCUGGUUGAUCACUGCCUGUCUCAGCCAUGUAGAAAUGGAGCCUCCUGCUCAAGCAGUCUGGCUGGACCCCACUGCUACUGCCCAGAGGCCUACCAGGGCAGCUUCUGUGAGCAGAAGGUGGAUCCGUGCGCCUCCAGCCCGUGCCACAACAACGGCAGCUGCAUGGCCCAGGGAGGGGCCUCGACGCUGGGCUUCAGCUGCACCUGCCCCCCUGGCUUCACCGGGCCCACCUGUGCCCAGCUGGUGGACUUCUGUGCCCUCAACCCUUGUGCCCAUGGCAUCUGCCGCAACGUGGGCACCAGCUAUAGGUGUCUGUGCGUCCCAGGUUAUCAUGGUCUGUACUGUGAAGAAGAGUACAAUGAGUGUUUGUCAGCUCCGUGUCAGAACUACGCCACCUGUAGGGACCUCAUCAACGCCUACGAGUGUGUGUGCGCUCCACUGUACGAGGGAAGGCACUGUGAGAUCUAUAAGGACCCCUGUCUGAAAGUGCACUGCCAAAACGGAGGCCACUGUGAGAGUGGAGGACUCAACGCCUCCUGUGUGUGUCCCCCAGGAUACUUAGGGCAACACUGUGAGGUGGACAUCAAUGAGUGUGAGAGCAAUCCCUGUCACCAUGGCGGCACCUGCAUCAACCAAUCAAACGGCUACGCCUGCCACUGCCCUCCCGGCUGGGUUGGAGGCAACUGUGAGAUCCACCUGCAGUGGAAGCCAGCGCACCCUGACGAGACCCUGACCAACAUGCCGCGCCACUCUCUGUACAUCAUCAUCGGGGCGCUGUGCGUGGCCUUCGUCCUCAUGCUCAUCAUCCUCAUCGUGGGCAUCUGCCGAAUCAGCCGCAUCGAGUACCAGGGCUCCUCGCGCCACGCCUACCAGGAGUUCUACAACUGCCGCAGCAUCGACAGCGACUUCAGCAACGCCAUCGCCAACAUACGCCAUGCCAGGUUUGGGAAGAAGUCUCGGCCUGCCAUGUAUGAUGCCACUCCCAUCACCUAUGAAGAUUACAGUCCCGAUGACAAGCCUCUGGUCACACUUAUCAAAACGAAAGAUUUGUAAAACACACACACACACACACACACACACACACACACACACACGUUCACACACACACACACACACACACACACACACAUGCACACACUCCUACAUAUGCAUUUAAGCCCAGCCUUUCUGAUCAGUCAAUGCCAACCAUUCUGUAUUACUUUUUUUUGUUAAAAAAGGGCGUUAUUAUAAUCAUUGUAAAUGUUCCUCUAAACAAAAGAAAAUAAUAUGACACAACAUGAAAAGCAGAAAGAUCUAGAAUAGACCCCUCUUCUAGAGGGAUAUGUGACAGUAUUUCAAUUUUGCUCCCAUUCCCCUACCCACAAUGCUUUGUGAUGGUUUGCAUCGCACAGUGCGGUCGUGGUUCGGGACAGGCCCAAGCACACACAGACUUCUGCUCUAUAGCUGAAUGUGAGUAGUCGUUCACCUGCGCAGACUUUUCCUUUUUACUGUAUA
Sardina pilchardus (European sardine) is the source of this 2976-nucleotide messenger RNA. RefSeq names its product delta/notch-like EGF repeat containing (gene dner). Gene Ontology annotation, biological process: Notch signaling pathway. The transcript has 13 exons. Lineage: Eukaryota; Metazoa; Chordata; Actinopteri; Clupeiformes; Clupeidae. Gene Ontology annotation, molecular function: Notch binding; calcium ion binding. The record is from RefSeq and is a predicted model, not a curated record. The coding region runs from base 322 to 2535 and encodes 737 amino acids.